Molecule: messenger RNA, 2351 nt
Organism: Drosophila grimshawi
Lineage: Eukaryota; Metazoa; Arthropoda; Insecta; Diptera; Drosophilidae
Gene: TTLL3B
Product: tubulin glycylase 3B
Exons: 4
Coding region: 7-2169 (720 amino acids)
Biological process (GO): cilium movement; protein polyglycylation; cilium assembly
Cellular component (GO): cilium
Molecular function (GO): protein-glycine ligase activity, initiating
Source: RefSeq, a predicted model, not a curated record
UCCAAAAUGAGUCAGGCUUCGUCGAGUGCAUAUAAUACACAGCGUAACCGUUACUAUAAUCCCGUCACAAGGAUACAAUCGCUGAUACAGAAUCUGGACGCAGAGCUGAUCACCCUGUGCCGACAAUGUUCGCUGCCAAAGAAUAUUGGCAGCAACGGCAACAGUCCAUUUAGCAGCCUCCUUUCGCAGCAGCAGCUCCAAACGGGCAACAUCAAUAAUAUCAGUACUACGCAGAGUCGCAUUUCUUCGCAGCCACUGUCCACACUGACGCUGGCGCCGGAUGCGCACAGGCGACAGUUGCGCAGUACUUAUCGAACGCGUGUUAUCGACGCCUAUCGCAAUCGAAAGAUAUUCACAGUGUUUGGCAACUAUCACACGGUCAGGCGCGCCUUGGUGCGCCGCGGCUGGUUGGAGAAGCUGCCGGCGGGGCGGCAUGCCAAGCUGCAGACCAUGUCCGAGGAGGCGCUGCUGGAGCAUGCGCGUCGCGGCAAUGACUAUGAAGCAGUUGUCCUAUCCAAAAUGAUCAAUAACUUUCCAUCGUUUUUCAUCUGGCAGAGCAAGGCGCAACGUGACCUUUUCAGCGAGGUCAAACCAUAUCGCAAUCGUGUCCGGCGCAGCCACUUUUUGGACUUCUCCACCAAGGUGGGUCUCGUCGGCUGUGCGGAGCAGGAGCGCUGGUUUCGCGAGGACGGUGUCUGCGGCAUGAGCUAUCCGCGUUUCUAUCGCUUGGGCCCCAACAGCAUGGAGGACCGAGCGGCAUUCAUCGAGGAUUACCAUCAGACACAGGCGCGCUCGCUGCUCCGUUACGUUAAGGAGCACCGUCCGGCUGAGAUGGCCGACCCGGAACAUGGCGAGGUGUUGAGCUUUACGCUUGAGUUUGCCCUCAACAAGGUCAAAACGAUGAUCAGACAGAAGGAGCAUUACUCUCUGGAUGAUGCACGCACCAAAAUGCCAACGGAAAUGAUCGAGAAUCAAUCGUUUAUGGGUCAGUCGUCCAAGGUGCUCCAUAGCCAUGCCAAAUUCAAAGUCAGCGAGAAGGUGAUGACGGAAUAUGCCCGCCUCUCCGCUCAAUAUCUGGAUCAAAUUGAGGCACUGCGUCUCGACUAUCGCUGGGAUGGAUCACGCAAUCUGUGGAUACUCAAGCCGGGCUAUCAGUCCCGAGGCAUUGGCAUCGUUAUGCGCAGCUCUCUGGACGACAUCCUGCAAUGGACGUCCAACAACCAGAAUCGGAAAUACAUUGUUCAAAAGUAUAUUGAACGUCCAUAUCUUAUUUACCGCACCAAAUUUGAUAUUCGUCAAUAUAUGCUGCUCACGAUUAGCGAUAGCCAGGUAACAAUUUGGACAUAUCGUGAUUGCUAUUUGCGCUUCAGCUCGCAGGAGUUCACAUUGGAUGAUCUGCGGGAGUCCAUCCACUUGACGAACAAUUCGGUGCAGAAGCGCUACAAGAAUAAAUUGAAUCGAGAUUCGCGCUUGCCCAAGCACAACAUGUGGUCGCUGGAACAGUUCAAGGGCCAUUUGCGUCAAGUGGGCGCUCCUGACAAUACCUGGACUAAAAUCUACAAUGGCAUCAAACAGAAUCUGGUGGCUGUGGUGUUGGCCAGCCUGGACGAGACGGAACUGGUGCCGAAUGCAUUCGAGCUAUAUGGCUGUGAUUUUAUGCUGGAUGAGCGUUACAAUCCCAUACUAAUUGAAAUCAAUUCCACACCGGAUUUAUCAGCCUCGACGGAGGUGACGGCACGAAUAUGUCCGCUAGUGCUAAAGGAUUGCAUACGUGUCGUAUUGGAUGUGCCGAGGAAUCCCUUGGCCACAACGGGCCUAUUCGAGCGCGCUUUCCAAGUGAAUCACAACGUGAACAAGGAAUUGAAUGGCACACGACCCCUCGAGCUAAAUGGCACCCAAAUGAAACUCUGCGAAACUCUGCCCAAAGCUCGGCCAAAUCCGCGUUCGCGUCUACUGCGCAAAAUAUUCAACAAUGUGAGGGCGACGACAAGUCGCAAGCUUGGCAAAGAUAAAAGCAAAACGGUUACAACGCCCCAAACCACCAAGCUAAUCGUCGGCAAAGUGGGCAGCCCGAAGUUGUCCAGAGCGAGCUGGAAUUUGGACGGCAAAGUGGGAUUAAACUCAAAGACGAGAGAGAAUUUAGCACUGCAAUAUACAGCACCCAAAUAAUGACUAACAGAUAAAUAUAUCUCGAUCGAAGACAUCGCCCACAAUCAGCAGGCCUUUAACUGGACUUUAACAAGAAAAUAGUUAGUUUAACAAGAAUAGUUAUAUAUAGAGAGACUUCAGAUAUUCAUGUUACGUCAUACGCUUUACAAUUGAAUAAAAAAAGAAACUAACAAAAACACGAA